Messenger RNA from Astrephomene gubernaculifera, 2680 nucleotides. Lineage: Eukaryota; Viridiplantae; Chlorophyta; Chlorophyceae; Chlamydomonadales; Astrephomenaceae. The record is from the annotation of a GenBank genome assembly.
AGGAAAGCUAACUGUUGCGGUAAGACACAUUUACCUUUAGCGUUGCCGAAGCAGCAUCAUGGUCGCUUAGAACGUAAGCACGAAAGCGGUACACGAGAGGUGUUUUCCACCUGACUAGGUUUCGCAGUGAUACAUUUCUGGCUAACAACAUACACAAGAAUCUUUCAUAGAUAACAACAUUAAUAGAGCUUGGAGCAACGCUGAAGCGCGUGCCAUAUCAAGCAAGCAGACGAGUUACAAACAAGUUGCCGCAGAUAAAACACGAUGUUGAGCGCCGGGGCAAAUUGGGCUGACGAGGUCGAAGAAGAGGAGUCCUUGCGCGGUCCUGUCUUCCCCCGGGUUGUUCCGCCCGGUGAGCAUGUCGCAGCGCAUGCUGUUCAACCGAGCAGCUCAUCCGACGAUGGGAGUUGGAGGUCUGUGAAGGACACAAGGCGUCAAAGCGAAACCAGAGGCUCUCCUGCGUCGUCAGCAGCUGGCGUUGCGGAGCACGACUCUCAGCAGCCGCAUGGCAACGGCACCGGAACGACAAAUAACGGACCCGACAGCCCCGCUGUAAAAACCACCUCAGACCCCGAAUCCCACACCAACGGCGUGCACGCUACCGCCCCGGCCGCCCAAGCCGACGCUGCUGCCCCCGCUGACACAGCAGCAGCUCCUCCUCCUCCCGCUGCACCUGCUCCUGCAGCUGACACAGUUGCAGCUGCCGAACCACAGCCCCCCAACGGUGCUGCCACAGAUGCCGCAGAGGGCCAAGCAGACCCACAUCGUGACCAGCAGCAACCUCAGCAACCCCAGCCCCAGUCACCGGGAGGAGGAGGUGCUGCGGUGGUGGUUUCGGAGCUGGCUGCCGCGUUGCGUGCGGUAGCUGAGGAGAGUGCUCGGCGGUACUGCGAGCAGGUGGUGGAGGCGGCGGGGAGCUGGCUGGCGGGGGUGGCGGAGGGUCUGGCGGCGGCGGUGGCGGCGGCGGCGGAGGAGCAGAUCAGGAAGAUGUCCCCCGCAGCCGCUGCGGAGUUGCCGUCCGACUGGUCCCUGCAGCUGCGCUCCUCGCUGCAGACCGGCAUGGGCGCGGGGCCGCUGCAGGAGGCUCGGCGGCAGCUGCAGCGGGCCCUGCAGGGGCUGCCGGUGCCUGCAGCUGCCGGGGGGCCGGCGGGAGUCGCGAUGGAGAGGACUGGAAGCCUGGGAGGAGGAGGAGGAGGUGGUGCUGGUGGUGGCAGGCGUGGGGCGCGGGGAAGCGGCCGGGAGAGGGAAAGGGAGCGGGAGCGGGAUCAUGAGACGGGAUCGACUGGGGGAGGUGGUAAUGGUGGUGGUCGGGGAAGGAGGGAGGGGAGCAACGUGGCGGCGGUGGCGGUGGCGGCCGCGGCGGCUGCAGCUGCUGCGGCGACGGCUGGAGGCGACAGGCAGCAGCCCGCUGCAGGCAACGGCUCCUCCGCCGACAACACUCGCCGCGGCGGCCGGGGCGACCGGGGUGGGAGGGCCCGUGGUGGCGGUGGCGGUGGCGGUGCUGAUGCUGCUGCCGAGGGCGCCUCCCCCCCGCUGCCUCGCUUCGGUGACCGGGGCUACCUGCAUGAUGACCGGGAUGCGGCGGAAGGGGAGGGCAACCCCGAUGAGGCGGCCAACUGGAGGAGGAGGGAUGCCGAGGAGGGCCCGCACCAGGCUCGGGGCUCCGGCACCCCCGGGGGGGCCACCGCCGCUGCCGCCGCUACUGCCGCCCUGCAGCCCCCGCGCAAGGUUAAGGCGGGGCACCAGACCUACACGCCGCCCGCACGCAGGGGGGGCGACAGGACGCAUGCUGAUGGCAGCACCGCGGACGGUGAGGAGCUGCCCGACGUGCCGCCCCCGGGUCUGGCGGGCUCCUCCGGCCCCACCUCGGCCCGCAGCCGCCGCACCACUCGGGAGGAGCACUGAGGCAUGCGAAUUGGUGGGGUGGUGGUGGAGGGGUGGUGCAGCGGUUGUGAUGCAGACUGUGUGCUGAUGCUGGGCCGGUGAAGGAAGCGCCGUGUGAUGGAAGCUACUGGUAGUAUUAAAUGAUGCUGUUGCGCACUUGUCACAAGAUUUAAACGAGGCAAAAGAAGGGGCUGUAGAGAGACGCACGCGAUUGCUUUUGUAUGAGAGUUAGGAGGCUGUGUGGAUUGUGAGGGAACUUUGGACUGCUGUCGGCACCGCUGGGUGUGUGUAUUGCCUUGCAUUGCUCUUGUGCUUGUGCAGGCUUGACGGAACAAUUACAGUGGUGGGGGCCGUGUGCCUGUGUACUUGUCGCUGCUGCCGCUGCUGCUGCUCCCUCGUACAUGGGAGAAUGGAGACUAAAGCAUUGCGCUGUAAGUAUAUGGGAUGCAGGCGCAACGCAACGCAACGCAUUGGCACCCUUUGUGUGUCCCAGGCAUCCCAGCACCAUGUGCAUUGUUGCUUGGCCUUGCCGUGUGUGCUUUCGUACACGAAUGCUGCGCACAUGCAGGGUGAAAGGCGUUUGGACUGUUUGGGGUUAAGGUUCUUGCAAUGUGUACUAUGGAACAAAAAUACGGUGGAUGGUGUUUUUGCGUGUACGGCAGGAGGCUGGAAGCGGAGUGUUGUUGUGUCUCGUUCGGAAGCUAAGCAGAGGACUGCUGCAAGCCUACCGCGAUCUUGCAAACGGUUCGAUAAUAUGCGUUUAAUGGCAUGACGGCUUGUUUGCUUGCGCGGGCCG